This is a messenger RNA of Bombyx mandarina (wild silkworm), 3036 nucleotides long. RefSeq names its product Exchange factor for Arf 6 (gene Efa6). Lineage: Eukaryota; Metazoa; Arthropoda; Insecta; Lepidoptera; Bombycidae. Gene Ontology annotation, biological process: regulation of ARF protein signal transduction. The record is from RefSeq and is a predicted model, not a curated record. Gene Ontology annotation, molecular function: protein binding; phospholipid binding; guanyl-nucleotide exchange factor activity.
UCUGGUAGGGUGGGUGCGUUUGAUUUACGAUUAUUGCAAUGGAAAUUAUUUAUUUAUUAUUAAUUAAUUAACUUGUCACAGUUCCUCAUGUAUAAUUCUACAAAGUGUUACAGUGAAAUCCUUUUUUGGAUGCCAAUCAAUGCCCUUUGGUUCUGAAUAUGGCUGACGAAAGACUUGUGGUUCUAAAUCGUAGUGACAAUUUGGGAUUCGGGUUUUCUUUGCUUGGUGAAGCCGGUUUGCCACAUGUUAUAUACGAAAUAGAAGAAAAUUCACCGGCUGCUCGCAGCGGAGAAGUCGAGGCGGGAGACGUUUUGCUCAAGGUUAAUGGGACUGAUGUAAACCGGUUCACUACCAGAGAAGUUUUAAAAUGCUUGCGACUGUCGUCGGAUCCCGUGACGUUAAGACUGAGAAAGGACCCGCAGAUCAAAGCGAGCGUGAGACGGUACUUGUCAGCGGCUACCGAUCGGCGGUCUAGCGGCGGAGGCGCCGGUGUCCGCUCUAACCACGAUAAAUUAAGUUCGUCGUCGAGUAACUCGAACGGCAAUUCCUCGAGUACAUCGUCCAGUAACGGUUCCGCGGUGCAGUCUGGCGAGAGCUGCGAAGCUUUACUCACAGAAGAACGGGUGCGGAGACCAAAGUCGGCCCAGCCCAAGUUCGAAGCCUACAUGAUGACGGGCGACCUCAUACUCAACCUGUCGAGGGUCGAGCACCCCCACCAUAACCACCAUGCUCCCACACACCGCACACAUUACCACAGAUAUAACUCAACGCCAGCGUCGCCCAGUGAGAAUAGACUGUGUGGCCGCGUGGAAAUGCCGCAAAGACACAACUCCUCGCCCGAUACCGGUCUCACUGCCAACGAACAUGCGACUAAAAUGUUCAUAUCGCAGCCGGCGUCGCCGGCGGGCGCGGGCGGGGGCGAGCACUCGGCGCGCCACCACCCCGCCGUCAGAACAUCCAGAUCUGAAGAUCACCUGCAGGAAUGGUCGCUGAGCGCUGUGGGCGUGGAGCUAGAGGAGGACGUGACGUCAUCGCUCAACACGCUGCUCGAUGCCAGACCAGACUCGGCCACGCCCCAGCCGCGCUCCGACUCCGACGCGGAAAGAGACAGAAUCGUAUGGACUUACAACGCGCCUGUCUCGAGCGCGAUGGAACGUUCACAACAGACUCCUUCUAACUCCACCUCCAUCUCCGACACUAUUUCACAGAGGUCGUCGUCCCCGGCGUCUCCGUCGUCGUCGUCGGCGCUGUCCCCGCACCGCGCCGCCGCGCACGCCUUACUGCCACAUCACAAACUUAACGGCGACAUGAGUCUCUCCGAAGCCGUCUCAAACAUAUCGAGUCCGGACUACCAAGACCAGGACGACAUGUUCGAGACGGGCCGGGAGUGUCCCCGCAUGGAGCUCUCCGACCCCUCGGACUCGGACUCCACGAUCCUCGUCUCCGAGCCGUGCCACAAGCGAGCCAAGUCCAACUCGAGCUAUUCGAACGAGCACGGCAGUGACGUCACGCUCAACGGAGACAACAACGACCACAGAAUAGUCAUACAAGUAAAGGGACCGGACAAACAGAACCAGAAUUCGAACGAGAAUGUAAAUAUCAAUAACAAUAACAGUAAUUAUAGUCAGAACGGUAAUGAGAACGGUUACACGUCGCCAGAGAAUCAGGGUUACGAGGAGGUCUGCGGUUCGUCAGAGACAGGGUCGGACGAGGGCUCGGACGGCGACUCGUUGCAUUCCUUCCACUACAGUCCUAAGGCUGUGGACAUCCCGUCUGCCGAGAGACUUGCCAAGAGACUCUAUCAUCUUGACGGAUUCAAGAAGUCUGACGUAUCAAGGCACCUCAGUAAAAAUAACGAGUUCUCCCGCGCCGUAGCGGAAGAGUACGUGAAGCACUUCGAGUUCGCGAACACCACGCUGGACGCGGCACUGCGGACCUUCCUGGCACGGUUCGCGCUCUCCGGCGAGACCCAGGAGCGGGAGCGUGUCCUCGUGCACUUCUCCAGGAGGUACCUGGAGUGCAACCCUGGAACUUUUAACUCCCAGGACGCAGUGCACACGCUGACGUGCGCCAUAAUGCUGCUGAACACGGACCUGCACGGCUGCGGCGGCGCGCUGCAGCGGAUGUCGUGCGCGGAGUUCAUCGACAACCUGGCCGACCUCAACGACGGCGACAACUUCCCGCGCGACACGCUCAAGCACCUGUACCACGCCAUCCGCUCGCAGCCGCUGCAGUGGGCGCUCGACACCGAGAGCGCAGUGGCGACAGCGGGGGCGGGGGGCGAGGUGCGCGCCGCGGGGGGCGGGGCCAACCCCUUCCUCGACGUCGCCGACCCCUCGCGCGCCGUCGAGUACAAGAAGGGAUACGUCAUGAGGAAAUGCUGCGUCGAUCCCAACGGGAAAAGAACACCUUUCGGACGGAGAGGCUGGAAAAUGUUUUAUUGUACUUUAAGAGAUUUGGUCUUGUAUCUACAUAAAGACGAACACGGCUUCAGGCGCAGUCAAAUGUCAGAUAAUUUACACAACGCUAUCCGGAUACAUCACGCGCUGGCUACCAAAGCGAUAGACUACACUAAAAAACAACACGUCUUUAGAUUGCAGACGGCCGAUCAAGCAGAGUUUUUAUUUCAAACAAGUGACUCAAAGGAGUUAUGUUCGUGGGUGGAGACGAUAAACUUCGUGUGCGCGUCGUACUCGGCGGCGCCACUGGCCGCGGCCGUCGGCUCGCAGCGCAAGUUCCAGCGGCCGCUGCUACCCUCGUCGCACAGCAAAUUGUCUAUGCGCGAUCAACUAAGAGAUCACGAAGACCGUAUCGCGCGACUAGAGGAAGAACUUGCUCAACUCAAGAGACAGGCGCGGGAUAACUCGUCCCAUACUUGGGAUAAAGACCAUUAUCUAAUUUACGAGAUAAAGAGAUACCGUACGUACGCGUCCGUGAUGCGAGCACGUGCGGGCGCGCCCGGCGCCGAGGAGGCUCCCGCGCCGCCCGCACGUGCGCCGCCGCCCUGACGCGCCAUGCACGUGCUCGCCGCCUGUC